Molecule: messenger RNA, 2978 nt
Organism: Alexandromys fortis (reed vole)
Lineage: Eukaryota; Metazoa; Chordata; Mammalia; Rodentia; Cricetidae
Gene: Kti12
Product: KTI12 chromatin associated homolog
Exons: 1
Coding region: 1451-2518 (355 amino acids)
Biological process (GO): tRNA wobble uridine modification
Source: RefSeq, a predicted model, not a curated record
GUAUGUUCCUUUGGUUGUUUUUUUUUUUUUUUAGCAAUAUGAAAUUAAGCCACUCAACAAUUAAUUUGUCCAAGAUCACAAGUUGGUAUAAAGUAGAGGUGAGCAUCCAACACCUCUUUAGGUUCUUUAACUACAGAGCCGGUGCUCUCAACCCUAAGUUAUACGGCCUACUAACCUAAAGCUAAAAUGGUGUUGUGUUUCAGGUCUGUGUACAACAACCCAGAGCACAAGGCCUGGGGGAGGAGGCGGAGGCCGGGAACUGUCAGUUUUACAUGGAUGGGUUUAUUUAGUCUUCACAGCCUCUGAGAUUGGUACACCUAGGAAAGAACUGUUACAUUUUAUAGAACAGAAACCGAGAUACAGAAAUGUGAAGCUACUGUCCAGUAUUUAAACUGCUAUUAAAUGGCAGAGCCAGGACUUUCAUUUCUCUACUAGUGUAUUGGAGACUUACUCUGCCCCAAAGUGUGUGUCCUCCAUGAUAUCACAAUACCGGCACAGACAUGCUCACACUUACACUUCUACACCUACCAAACUAGUAAUUGCUGUUCCAGAACAGAUCCUACAGCCUCUUGACACUGGGGUCUCAACCUUCUGCAAUAGAAUUGCCAAAUUUAAUAAUAGAAAUAAAAGAUGCCCAGCUAAAUUUAAAUUUUACACAAAGGAAAAUAGAAUAUGUCUAUGCAGCUUAAUGCGUUUUUAAAAAAAUCUUAAAUUCAGAUUUAAUUGGGAAAUCUGCAUUGUAUUUGAUAACCUAUCCAAGAUGAAAAUUCCCAUUAGUCUUUCAAGUUAAACAAAUAAUUUGACCCGAGGAUAUAGUUCAGUGACAGAGUGCCUGCAUGAGGCCCUAGCCCAGCACCCUCUCCCAAACAGAGACAAAUUCAAAUAUCAACCAAGUCUUCAACGAGUUUUCUGGGCAUCUCUCCACUUCUGUUCUUCAAACAAACAUGGCUACCCGUAGCAUUUUUUACGGUGUGUGGGCACUUAAUUCUUCCAGUUAAGACCCUCAAUUUCCUUAGGGGAACAGUUUUAUAUGUUCAUAUCAUACCAUGAAAAUAUGUUGACGAUUGAAAUAGUUGUUAUGAGUAAACAUUUACUAAGAGCUACUAGCUGUAAGAGAAGUCCUGACUAGAGAAGCUUCAUUUGUAAUUUGCUCUCUGUGUGCUAAAUGUGGUGCUAGUAAUUUUGUGGAAUGCCCAUUAAAUCCUAAUUAAUGGGCAUCUUUGGGGCCAGGGCAAUCAUAUUUUCUUAGACCUAUAACAUGUGGUGUAAAUAACUGAUGCCAUCUAAUCUCCGUGUCUUUCUGAGAAUUUUGGUCCUUGAACUGGUUGGUUUGGCAUUCCCGUUUCCAUAGAAACAAGCGCACUUGUAAGAAAACAGGACGUUCGGGUUUCACUUCCGGUUCACGCCGGAAGUUGACUCGACCGUCCGCACAUGGGUGGCCCUAGGGAAGAUGCCGCUCGUGGUGUUUUGCGGGUUGCCGUCGAGCGGCAAGAGCCAGCGGACCGAAGAGCUACGCCGGGCGCUGGCCGACGAGGGCCGCACGGUGUACGUGGUGGACGACGCCUCGGUGCUGGGCGAUCAGGACGCGACGGUGAGGGCGUACGGCGACCCUGCCGGUGAGAAGGCGCUGCGUGCGGCGUUGCGGGCCGCGGUGGAGCGGCGCUUGAGCCGGCAGGACGUGGUCAUCCUGGACUCCCUCAACUACAUCAAGGGCUUCCGCUACGAGCUGUACUGCCUCGCGCGGGCCGCGCGCACCCCGCUCUGCCUGGUUUACUGCAUACGCCCGGUCUGGCCGAGCUCUAGACCUCAGGGUGCUGAGACCGCUGAGAACCGCGACCCGGCGGCUGUCAGUGUGAGCUGGAGGCCGCGCGCCGCGGAGGGCGAGAAACCUCGGGUGGCCGGCGCCGUGGGGGAACAGCGUCCCGCCAGCCUGUUAGAAAAUGGGGCGGCCCUGCCGGCCCUCCGCAGGGAACUGGAUCCGGAGGAAAUCCUGCCAUCAAGUCCUCCAGCGGGUGUAACUCCGGAAUCCGAGAAAUCUGCGAAGCCUGCUUCCAGUGCCUUUCCUCCCGAACUUCUGGAGUCCUUAGCGCAGCGCUUUGAGGCUCCUGAUUCUCGGAACCGCUGGGAUCGACCUUUGUUCACCGUGGUGGGCUUUGAAGAGCCAUUGCCCCUGGCUGAGAUCCGAUCUGCACUGUUCGAGAACCGGGCACCCCCGCCCCAUCAGUCUACGCAGUCCCAGCCCCUGUCCUCUGGCAACUUUCUGCACCAGCUGGAUCAGGCCACGAACCAGGUGUUGUGUGCCGUGAUGGAAGCACAGAAGGGCGCCGUACCCGGAGAUGUGUUAACACUUCCUGGUACCACGGAGCACCUCCUGUUUACCCGGCCCUUGACCAUGGGGGAACUGAGUCGUCUCCGUCGCCAGUUUAUUUCCUACACAAAAAUGCAUCCCAACAACGAGAACCUACCUCAGCUGUCCAAUAUGUUUCUAAAGUAUCUGAGCCAAAAUUUGCCCCAAUAGAGGCACUGGGAGGCGGCGAUGGUUCCUGUCUAAAUUGCACUGUACUUUGUCCAGGAAGAAUAGUGUGAAGGUCUACAGAGCCUACUGUACUAGGGUUGCUAGGGUUGGCUGCCUCAAUUUCCUGGCCACAGCUGUGCGCGUCACGCCUGUGUGUAUAGCAUAAGCUAAGGCAUAGGAGUAGUAGCUCCAGAAAUCUCAGGUGGGCAGUUUUUCUUUGGUUGGACUCUGUCUGGGGAUAUUACAUCUGGAUGGAGGAGAAUUGUUUUAAGUCAACUGUGAGUAGAAGACGAAGAUGAUACAGUUUUGUAAGGCCCUUUCAUACUACAUAUAUAUUUGAGUAUAGUACUUCUUGCUUUCUAUCCUGCAUCAUGGAACACAGAUAUGUUUUUUGUUCUGGGGAAACUGAUAUUUGUAUAAGACAACCAUUAGUUAUUUCCUCUAAUAAAAGUUUUCAAAGUUG